UUUCAUCCAGGCGAAUCGUUAUCUCUUUUCCUAUUUGAAGGGCGGAAUAUGAUUUGUGUUUAUCGUUGUUCCUGGUUAAGUGAAACGGUAUCGUCUCGGUGAAGUAAAUCCUGGGCUUUUAUAAACAAUUUUUACUGAUUUGAGUGGUUGUGUAAGGAGCGAAUGGCUGGGAAAUUGAUGAAAUUAUGAAUAAAAAUCGUCGUGAAGCCAGCAGCUCAUCAUAUGCAAGAGGCAUGGGAAAUUUCGUCAGUCGGGCUCGGUCGAAGAGCAGAGUCGUGAUCGAGGAUAUCGAUGACGAUGAAAUUGAGGAAAUAAAUACGCAAGAGGUGGCAGAAACUGUGAGAAAUAACAGGUCAUCAAGACUGAGGACAAGGAGGCAAAAACGAGAGGCUGAAUUAACAACAGGUAGUGGUAGUGAAGAGAAUGGUGACUGGGAUGAAGAGGAGUUACGACAAGUUCUUAUCAUGAGUAGAAUUGAGGCAGAUAAGCAAGAGGAAAGAAGGAAAAUGUGUGGAAGCUUUGAAGAUGUGAUUAGCGAUGUUCAAGGGGAAAUUAAGCCCCUGAGAUCAGAUGGACUGAAAACUAAUGUGAAAGAAUGUUCAAAAAGAAGCCCAGGUAGUGAAGAAGAUCAAAGAGAGCGUGCUGAAUCUCCAGACUUGUUCUCUACUCCUCUUGAAGAAAAAGAAAACCCAGCCAGAAAGAAGGUGCCUAGGAAUGUUGACAGUGACACAGACCAUCCAAACAGCCCCCCUUUACCUGUCACUGUGAGGUCAAAUGGUGCUGACCUAAGUGAUGACAGUGGAAAAGAGUCAAGUUCCUAUCAGGCUGCCUCUUCUUCCAGGCAGCACAAAACGAAGGUAAGGAGAAAGUUGAAAUUGAGAAGAACUAAGAGAGACGAAUCAGGCUUUCCAAACCUAACAGGAACAAAAUCAGACGAUGAUUUGACUUUGGAAGAGGUUAGGGGUAAUGAUCAAAAAUCUCAGAGGGAAAAUUCCAAGAGUGAAGAUAAUAACAACACUGGAGAGAAGCGUAAACUUGAGCAAGAUGAUGAUGACAUAACAGAUGACGAGGAAGCAAUUGUAGUAUUGGAAAAGAAAGAUCUUCCGAAACGGCAAAAACUGUCUUCAGUUGUGCACGAUAGUGAUUCAGAUGAAUUGCAAGAUGUGAACAAGAAAGGUUGUAAAAGGUCACCUGAUGGAAUUGAUGAUCCUUCUCCAAAAAGAAUGGCUUCUACAACUUUAACUGUUCGUCUAUCUCGCCGAUACAAGAAUGUGCAGUGCAGACCCACCUCUCUAAAAGAAGCCAUGAAGGCCAAUUUGUACUUCGCUCCUCCUGGAGUGAGCAUUCCAGCGUAUACUCGAAUCAUCAUCAGAAUGUUUGAGAAGUAUAGAAGGCAAUUGCAUAAGGCGCAGUCCAGGGUCAAAAAGCUCAUUCCCUGGGGUUCCCCUGUCGUAGCUGGGAGCAGACAAGGGGACACGUUGGAUGCACUGUCGGCAAAGACUACUGCCUCUGUUGGAACAAAAGGCUCCCCUUUUACCAGAGGAUCGUUACGUAGAGAAACAAGCCCCGGAAUUAAGAACUAUUCAGACAAUGAUGCUUCUGAGCGGAGAAGAACUUUGAAAAGCUCAAGUACUACGGUUCAGCAACCCACUGCUUCCUCAACCAGCAGUAAAUCAACGAGUACAGUUACCGCACCUCCGUUUAAAAUAGACAGUGAUAGUGACGGUGAUGGUGACUUAAUGCAAUCCUAUUUGGAUCAACAUUGUACGCCAACUAAGAGCUCCUUGGCUAAGAAAACGCUGAAGAGCUCUGCAAGAAGUGGAAAAAUUUCUGACUUUGUAGAGACUCGGGAAAUAAGAGGAGCUAGCUUGAAAGGAAAAUCAUUAUUGACAAAACCAACGUCAAGCGAAGGCGGAGUUCAUUCUAAUAGUUCGCGUAAUAAUGAUCCAAAAGAGGCGCGUAAGAAAGCUACCAAUGUAGACGUUCGCGAUUCAGAAAUGUUAUUCGAUGGCAGUGUUAACUUAGAUUUAGACUCAGUUGAAAUCCAGUCAGUUGCUAUGGGUAGCUCACCUCCGAAAGGUGAAAAAGAAAAAGAAAUUGUAGCGAAUUCAGCAAAGACUAAAGGCGAGGCUAAAGGUGAAAGUCCAGCGAGCAAAAUAGACGUUUUACCAGAUGGUAGGGAAGUUGAAAAUGAUGUUUGCUUGAUGGAAACUGAACUAGAAAACGAGGGUGAUGUUCUUCGGCCUCCAAGGCAUAGGAGUAUUUCGCGGCCUUUCAUCGAGGAUGACUCUACUGAUGAUGAAAACGAGUGUGUGAGACCGGCUACAUCAGAGGAGGAAGGCACGAAGACAGCUGCAACUAGAAACAGAAAGCAGAAAGAGAAUGUAGAGGAACAUCUUGUGUCUCCACAGAGCGAAUCCGAAGCCAUGCUUAGUAGGAGUAUUCUUGAGAAGAUGGGGAAGGAGGUGGAGGAUGAUGAACUGAAACCAUCACAAGCUUUAUGCAACCCUGAUGUAACGUCCAGUAAACUGGACAAAGAACCUGAGGCUGUCGGUGAAUUUGAAAAUACUGGGAGUUCAUUGACGGCUGCAAGUUCUUUUGUUAAGCAGACAGAAGAUAGAUUUGUAGAGGAAGAUCAUCUUGAAGUGACUGAGAGUCAGCGUACGAGGGAGAAGCGUUCGGAGGCAGCUGAAAGAGCAGCAGUUGCUGCAGAGAACAGACUAAAGACGAAGACACGAAGAGGAUUGCUUGAGGCGUGUUCGUCAAGCUCUCAAGACCACUUCGAAGUGAAGCAGCCAAGCGAAAUAACAGAGGAUGCACUAUUGGAAUCAACGGUAGAAUGCCCGUUGUGUUUUGAGCGUUUUACUUCCAAAGAAAUAGAAGCUCAUGCAUCAGACUGCCAGGGUCCACCCCCACAGGCGCAGUUUGGCUUACAAACGAACAGGGAGGAGCCUGGUUUUAGGAGCAAGCCUGGACCGAGUUUCAGAAGUGUUCCUUCCGAAGGUGCGAACACAGUUUACCGUACUUUAAGUGGCGAAAGAGGAGAGUUGAAAAACCUUAGAGUCGUGCUUCAGAGGUCUCCUUUGGCGAGACAGAAACUACUCCAGAAAGACACUUCAACGUCGGAUUCUGCCUCUGCUAAGCGAAAUCUUGACUUUGAAACCAGUUGUGCAACCUCUGGAAUAUUUGAUCAACACGGUAGUUCUAGAAGCUUUGAUCGAGGUUCGCGAAAACCCAGUAGGGACACCAAAGGAGCCUCAAGGGCUGAGUCAGAGAGUGAAGAGACAGUUUACGAGAAAAACGAGAGAGAAACCAGUCCUAGUGUCCUUAACUGGCUUGAAACAUCAAGGACUUCGGAAGAUGUCAUUUUCCCUUUUUGUCCAUUCAGCGCGGAAAAGAAGAAAGCAGCACAGACAUUCCUCGGUGAGUACAUUCCCUUGAACAUGAGCAAGGAAAGACAAGAAAAUGAAAGUGGCAGUACCGAAGAGCCCGAGUAUCGACAAACCUGUGGAACAGAAGAAGUGGAGUCGGACAGCGAUUCAUCAGUUAGUAGUGGUAUAUGUGAUGACAGCCUCAUGAUGCAGUACGGAGCUCAGCGCAUUUCUGCGCGUUGUAAAGAAUCCAGGAAAAUUCGAGAAGAAGGAACCGACGAAAAUGAUAUCGCACUUGCCAUACUUGGUGGUCGAAGCAAGAAACGCCCCCUAUCUUUAUCAAAAAGCUCUAAGGCCAAGAAGUCUCGGAGGCCAAGAGAUUCUGAGAGCGAGGAGAGUGACGAGUAUCACGUGGUCUGUGAGCUCUGUAACGAGAAGAUUCCGAAAGAAAUGUACUCGCAGCACGUGGAUGAAGAACUGGAGGCUAAGAAAAGGACAUCAAUAGCGCAGCGUAAAGUAGGAGUAGUUACCCUGAAAGACAGGAGUCAGGGAAGCAGCAAAGACAAAGAUAGAAGGGUUGUUGCAAAAAACAGACAGAUUGAGAAACCCACGCAAACUGUUGCAACAGAAGACACUGAUGAACUCGAAGUGGACUGGGACGAUGUCAGUAAUUCACCAAUCAAAUGUUUCCAGUUUACGGAAAAUUCGAACAGUGUCGUGGACUUCGAGAAUCAAUUUGAACACCUGAAAGAGAGCAAGAACAACAAAAGGCAAUCAAAAUACGGGCAGAAGGAGCCCAGUUACGGGAGGUCUGGUUUCCGUGGGGGAAAUAAAAGUUCCGGUAACAGAGGGAAUAACAGAGGAUCGUAUAACAGGGGUUAUGGACGCGGGAAGAAGUAUAAAAAGUACAGAGGAUCGCGCGGAAGGAAGUAGAUUUCGUCGAGCUCAACACGAACACUUUUCCGUCGGAAAUUGCACUUUUCAAGGAUAUAAUUAAUCUCAAUCUACUUUAGUGAGCAAAACGUGUCAAAAUUUCCCGCAGGAGUUACAUAAACCGCUAAUAAUUUCUAUGGCAAGUGUCUCUGUGAAGUCCUCUGCACUAGCAGAUUUCCCUGUUGACAAAUCUUCUUUUUCAAGGCCUUACUUGUUGGAUUUUAGGCUAAAGAACUUGUCAUGUUUGUGUUUUCUUUAUUUUUGUUUUUUCAAUUGGUUGUUGUUUUUUUUGUUUUGUUUUUCCUGAUUUUAAUCUAGUCUGUGGUGGAGUACUAACUUAAGGAAAAAGUAUCAUAGAAAGUUUAAUUUCUAGUGUAAAUAAGACUUGAGACAUGGAGUUAACUUGGAUUGUCAAAAAUUGUGCCCUAAAUAGUGAUAAAAAAGUGAUGGAAGUGAGUCUUGUAUUUAUAAAUAGUGUACCUGUCUUAAGUGCUGGUAUGAAACAACCAGUGGGAGGGG
Pocillopora verrucosa is the source of this 4823-nucleotide messenger RNA. RefSeq names its product enolase-phosphatase E1. Gene Ontology annotation, biological process: double-strand break repair; positive regulation of DNA repair. The record is from RefSeq and is a predicted model, not a curated record. Gene Ontology annotation, cellular component: BRCA1-A complex. NCBI's taxonomy places the organism in Eukaryota, Metazoa, Cnidaria, Anthozoa, Scleractinia, Pocilloporidae. Gene Ontology annotation, molecular function: K63-linked polyubiquitin modification-dependent protein binding; histone binding.